AUGAAGCCCAGUAAGCAGCGCGGUAACAAGAAAGGUCUCAAGUGGCACCCAGAGGUGCGUGAUGGGAAAAGUUUCACCGGGAGCAAUCGCCGCAAUACGCCCUUUCAACCCUUGGUGCCCAUUGCAGAGUCUGAGGCGAGGUUGUCAGAAGCAAGAACCUCGGAUGGCAGAAUGUCACGCAGUAUGUUGGAAGACCCCCGGAUGUCAGAGGCACGGAUUUCCGAUGGAAGGAUGUCAGCAGCAGACCCGCGGAUGUCAGAAGCAAGGAUGUCCGAUGGAAGGAUGUCAGCAGCAGACCCCCGGAUGUCAGAGGCACGGAUGUCCGAUGGAAGGAUGUCAGCAGCAGACCCCCGGAUGUCAGAAGCAAGGAUGUCCGAUGGAAGGAUGUCAGCAGCAGACCCCAGGAUGUCAGAAGCAAGGAUGUCUGAUGGAAGGAUGUCAGCAGCAAACCCCCAGAUGUCAGAGGCAAGGAUGUCCAAUGGAAGGACAUCAGCAGCAGACCCCCGGAUGUCAGAAGCAAGGAUGUCUGAUGGCAGAAUGUCAGCAAGGAUGUCAGGAGCAGACCCCCGGAUGUCUGAAGCAAGGAUGUCCGAUGGAAGGAUGUCAGCAGCAGACCCCCGGAUGUCAGAAGCAAGGAUGUCCGAUGGAAGGAUGUCAGCAGCAGACCCCCGGAUGUCAGAAGCAAGGAUGUCCGGUGGAAGGAUGUCGGCAGCAGACCCCCGGAUGUCAGAAGCACGGAUGUCCGAUGGAAGGAUGUCGGCAGCAGACCCCCGGAUGUCAGAUGGCAGAAUGUCAGCAAGGAUGUCAGCAGCAGACCCGCGGAUGUCAGAAGCCACGAUGUCCGAUGGCAGCAUGUCGCGUAGCAUGUUGGAAGACCCCCCGAUGUCAGAAGCAAGGAUGUCCGAUGGAAGGGUGUCAGCAGCAGACCCCAGGAUGUCAGAAGCAAGGAUGUCUGAUGGCAGAAUGUCAGCAAGGAUGUCAGGAGCAGACCCCCGGAUGUCUGAAGCAAGGAUGUCUGAUGGCAGAAUGUCAGCAAGGGUGUCAGCUGCAGACUCGCGGAUGUCUGAAGCAAGGAUGUCCGAUGGCAGAAUGUCAGCAGCAGACCCCCGGAUGUCAGAAGCAAGGAUGUCCGAUGGAAGGAUGUCAGCAGCAGACCCCCGGAUGUCAGAAGCAAGGAUGUCUGAUGGCAGAAUGUCAGCAAGGAUGUCCGGAGCAGACCCCCGGAUGUCUGAAGCAAGGAUGUCCGAUGGAAGGAUGUCAGCAGCAGACCCCGGAUGUCAGAAGCAAGGAUGUCCGAUGGAAGGAUGUCGGCAGCAGACCCGCGGAUGUCAGAAGCAAGGAUGUCCGAUGGAAGGAUGUCAGCAAGGAUUUCAGGAGCAGACCCCCGGAUGUCUGAAGCAAGGAUGUCCGAUGGAAGGAUGUCAGCAGCAGACCCCCGGAUGUCAGAAGCAAGGAUGUCCGAUGGAAGGAUGUCGGCAGCAGACCCGCGGAUGUCAGAAGCAAGGAUGUCCGAUGGAAGGAUGUCAGCAAGGAUGUCUGAAGACCGGUGGGCGUUCAACAGUGAGGAUGCAACAAGAUCCCUCUGAAGCCUCAGAUACCCCCAGCAGUGAUGCAGCAAGGCAGUCAGUGGGUGCAUCCUUGAACCACGUGGGCAAACUCUCCCUUGAAGCCCAAUCUGGUAGCCUCUUCGGCACUCUUCCUCGCUCCAGUGUCCGCAGCAUGCAGGUGGCAUCCUCUGAGUCGGACAGCGGAUCCGGAUCUAUCGGAUCGCCAGGUGUGACUACAGUGACCCCAAUGGCGACCAUUGCGGAAGAUCGUGGCACGGAACUCAGUUCCAAAUCUGCAAGAAACAGCAUGAAGAGCAGAGCCUCCAGAUUGGGCCGAAGAACUUCGGAUACUCUGCCACUUCCGGGGGCCAGGGCUGUGUGUCGUUUUACCCAUCCAAAGUCCGUGGACUUUUGCGGCUUGGAGCUGAUGGCGUGUCAGUGCCAGGCGGAACCUUUGGCGGGCAGAGAUCGAAGUGCGCUGCUGGUGCUGCUGGAACAAGCUGCCAAGUCAGUGGAAGCUGCGCGACAGAUGAAAGGGGAUGCGAGUGCCAUGCCACGGAUAUUGGCACAAUUGAGUUCGGAGUUAACUCUGCACGGAAGGGAGUUGAGAGUUGGAAGAUUGCAGACCGUUGGAGUGGAACCAGUGGCAUUGGCAGUCCUAUCACAACUCAUUGAAGUUUUGGAUACCUUGGUGCCGAAAGCCAACGAGAGCCAUGAGAAUUCCUUGGUUCUGGGGCACGAUGGAAGUAUGGGAGGUGAGGCCAAACCGCCCUACACGGAAUCCUUGUUGGAAUCGCUGCGUCAAGCCUUUGGUCCUCACGGUUUUCUACCCGAAGUCGUGGAAUGUCUCCAUUCACAGCCGCAGCUACCAGCUGCAGCGGCUGAGCAGCUGAAAAUCCAGUGCCUGCUGUCGCUACGUCUGGCAGCUGCUUGGGAGACCCCCAGCAGCGUGCAGAAGCCCAUGGAGCUGGUGAUUCAACAGAAAGGAUGUGAGGUGUUGAUACAGCAGCUUGAAGAGUUGAUCUGCAGAUUGAAGAAGGGCGAUGGCAGCACCACUGUCAUAGCACAGCUGGGCUUGGCGUUGGAGAUACAGCAGUUGCUGCUGUGCUCGGAUUUGGGGCUUGAGCAGCUCUGUGACACCUUCACGAAAGCAAGAUCCGGGGCGACACGUCGCGAAACUCCUUUAGCCACCAUUGCACUUGAAACCUUGGAAAUUCUGGCGCAACAGAAUUGGCAGGCAUCCCCGGUUGCGAUCAGCACAGUUCUGCCAGCAGCUGUAAACAUCCUGGCAUUGCUGUUGAACGCCACCCCUGUGGCUCUAACUGCAUCAACGGACCAAGUGGUACGAGCGCUCUGUGAGCUCAUCUCACACGAGACGAUGACUCCGCGGUUCAUAUCUGCGAUGCUUCGACUGGUACGAUCACCUCCCAAGCCCCGCAUUUGGCUGGGAAGCGUUAGCAAUGCUGUGCAGAUCAGGAAGAAGCUACGUCAAGGCCUCAUCAGGAAUAAGGUGCCGAGCAUGGUGGCUAUUGCAGCCAAGGAAAAGUUGGCAGCUUUGCUGCAGCAGUAUGGUGAUGCCUUGUUACGUUUGGAUGAUGCUGGGCCAGUGAGCAAGGCCGUGGAGAAACGAGCCUCGCAAGUCAUUGCUGCCGGCUCGUACUACGACACGGUGGAGGCCUUUGUUUCGGAGGUUUACGGCAACCUUGGCCCUGUGGAAGAAGAAAUGGCGGAUUUCAGGAGUGCGGUGGAAGAUUUGGAUGAUGAUAUCUCUCGCGCUGAAAGGAGAAGGUCUUCGACCCUGGUGAGUGCUUUGAGCACCAUGCGUCAAGCCAUCUUUGAGAAUUGUCUCAUGCCACAGACCAGGAGGAGGAGUUCGCGAGGUCUGUGA
Molecule: messenger RNA, 3435 nt
Organism: Cladocopium goreaui
Lineage: Eukaryota; Dinophyceae; Suessiales; Symbiodiniaceae
Source: the annotation of a GenBank genome assembly